AUGUGGAUGUUGGCAGCGUUUAUUGUAUUUACAGCUUCUGUAUUAUUUGGAAGUUCACAACCGGAUUCUACUUCAAUUGAUACUGAUGAAGCUAAGUUAAACCAAGAAACUAAUAACACUCCAGUCACUAUCCCAUCUAAAGAAAGUUUUACUUCCAAGUUAUACCAAAACCCAACCACUGAAGCCGCCAAUGACACAUCUAAAAACAAACACAAACUGAUCCACAAACACUCAAUUAGAAAAUUAAAACAAUUCUUCAAGAGUAGAUUUCACAAGAAGAACAAAUCUAAGAAACAACAAGUCAAUCAACCUUUAAAUAACUUCAGCGGCUCCUUGGUUCAACACAAACAAGAAUCUUGUUCACCCAGUAAUUCACUUGAAGUGUUUUCCAGUAAUUCAGAAAAAGAAUAUAAUACACCUGAUUCAACCCUAGCAAGUAAAUCACUGAGAACAUCUUCCAAGCGGGAGAGGUUGAAAGAGUGGUUUGCAAAGAAAUCAGAACCUGAGUGCUACCAAACGGAAUUUAAAGUUAAACUCAAACCGUUAAACCCUGCUAGUAAAUCUGGUCCAACAAUUCAUAAUUUGUCUAUUUCAGGGAAUCAUAAUAAACGUUCUGCUGAUUGUGGUAAAAAAGUUACAUUUAGUUCGCUUGUCCAAGAUGUUAAAUCAAAAUUAGUUCCAUUAUCUGAAAAUAUUCCUAGAGUGGAACCUGUUAUCAAAUCUCCUGUUAAAAGCAACUACAAAUCUAUUCUUAAGGUCAAAACAAAUCCAAACUAUGAUAAAGAGUAUUUUGAAGAUUAUGAUUUUCUCUUUAGAGCUUGGUGUGAGCUUGAAGAUAUGAAAGCCAGCUUAUCUCCUGAAGCUCGUCAAACUAAACGUGAAACUACUACAUUACUAAGAAAAAAACAACUUCAAAGAUUCUAUAAACAAGAAGGCCGAUAA
Messenger RNA from Spathaspora passalidarum NRRL Y-27907, 942 nucleotides. RefSeq lists its product as uncharacterized. The record is from RefSeq and is a predicted model, not a curated record. The transcript has a single exon. Bases 1 to 942 code for a protein of 313 amino acids. NCBI's taxonomy places the organism in Eukaryota, Fungi, Ascomycota, Pichiomycetes, Serinales, Debaryomycetaceae.